Aplysia californica (California sea hare) is the source of this 1725-nucleotide messenger RNA. RefSeq names its product fibrinogen C domain-containing protein 1-B-like. The transcript is spliced from 6 exons. Lineage: Eukaryota; Metazoa; Mollusca; Gastropoda; Aplysiida; Aplysiidae. Bases 1 to 1725 code for a protein of 574 amino acids. The record is from RefSeq and is a predicted model, not a curated record.
AUGGUCUACGGACAAGGUCGUGAUAGGCUAGCGGUUGGACGGAUGCUACAGGACAGGCUGAGCAAAGUCGCAGAUUGGUGCGAGGAAUACAAUGCGGUCAUCAAUCCAGACAAAGCACAGGUCAUCUGGUGCUCACUCAACAACCGUAUUGUGAAAGAUCCUACCCUUCCAAUUGUGUUUGACCACUUUCUCAUAGACAGACAGAAUGAGUUGAAGUACCUGGGAAUCACUCUGGACAGGACACUUUCUUUUCCAAUGACUUCCCGGAAAAAGUACGUGAAGAUCUUUGUGAACAGAAUAACCAGCAGUACAAGUAACAUGGACGCCACCUGGAUAUUUACCAACAUUAUUCUGGUAGCAGCCCUGAUAAUGUGUUCAAAAGCAUGGCGUCUCAAUGUUACGUCAGAAGAAAUCGAAAUCGGUAAGACAGCACAAGUUUCUCUGAACUGCUACAACCCCUAUCAGCAGCCUGACAUUUCGGAAAUCCUGUUGAUGAGAAUCCAGAAAAAACAUUUGAGCGGAUGGUCCAGUGUUGCUGAACUUCGCGACGAUGAUGUGGACGUCAGACUAACAGCUAAAGAUGUGACUGCUACGGGCAGCAUUGUCUCCGGGGCUAACAGCUAUAUGCGGCUUUCUUGGCCACUGGCAACUAACGAUACAAUCGGUGUGUACCGUUGUGACGUCACUAUUUUGAAUUCCCACGGCAGUGUCGGGUGGCAGAAAAGCCCACCGACUUCCAUCACUCGUAAGAGUGACGUCACUGUUCAGAUCCUGAGUGAAAUGGUAGAAGAGAACAAGAGACAGUGUAUGCAACAAAAACACGAUAUCCAGAAAUACGUAGCAGCAGCCUUAGAGGAGAACCAAAAAAAUAGUAUUAAGGAAAAACAAGACGUUCUCCAGAACAUGACGGCAACUCUGAAGGCGCUUGAAGCGAGUUUUGAGAGCAAGCUGGAAAGCCAGAUAGAGAUUUUGGAGAACGUGGCCGCUGCCUUGGACAGGAACAGGAAAGAGGGUCUUCAACAGAGCCAAGACCUCCUGGUUAACGCGACUUCCAUCAUGGAGGAUCUCGAAGCCAGUUUUGAGCGCAAGUUGAGCGUUGUCAAAAGUCAGUUACGGCCCCAGUCGUGCGCCAGUGCUAAGGGUUUGGGUCCUCGGCCGGUGGUCCGUCUCUUUAGUGGUCAACUUGUAGUCUGUGACAUGGUGACGGACCAAGGAGGCUGGAUCGUGAUACAGAGACGCGCUUCGGCGGAAGUUGAUUUUUUCCGUGGUUGGGCGGACUAUAAGUAUGGAUUUGGUGACCUCUCUGGCAAUUUCUGGCUCGGACUAGAGAAAAUCCACCAGCUAACAAGUCAGGGGAGAUACGAACUAAGGUUCGAUUUGAGAUUCCAGGGGAAAAACUACUACGCCAGCUACGACAACUUUUCGCUCUCUGGUGAAACAGAAAAUUACAAAAUUCAAUUUUCCGGAUUUUCGGGUAAUGUAACUGAGGACAGUAUGGCUUAUCACAAUGGAGAGCAGUUCUCAUCCAAGGACCGUGACAACGACUCAUGGAGUGGCAUGAACUGUGCCAACGCCAACCACGGGGCUUGGUGGUACAGGAAGUGCCAUCGAGUGAACCUUAACGGAUUGUGGGGCAGUACAGUAGGCUCAAAAGGCUUGAGAUGGCGUAGCGUAACCCAUGGUUCUGUCUCCUUCAGCGAAAUGAAGAUUCGACCAUUUGUUUAG